Molecule: messenger RNA, 3044 nt
Organism: Marchantia polymorpha subsp. ruderalis
Lineage: Eukaryota; Viridiplantae; Streptophyta; Marchantiopsida; Marchantiales; Marchantiaceae
Source: the annotation of a GenBank genome assembly
GAAUUUCGGCACGACAAGGCGGACCGUUUGCGUUGACUUCAAAAGUUCAUCCCGCGCUUAUUUCUCGGUGGGGAGCCAGUGUUGCAAGUUUUCGUCGUUUCUUCGGCUCCGGAUGAAGAAGUCGUGGAAUGAAAGAUCCCAUAACAGGAAAAGGAGAAAGUAAGAAUGGCAGAAAGCCUCGUCAGGCGUGCUGGAGUUUGGAUCUUUAGGGAAAUUGAGGGAAAUUGCGAUUAAGGCGAUACGUAAAUUUGAAUGUUGUCAGGUUGUUGCAGAAGAGGCACAUCGUGGUGACGCCGUGGAGGUUUGAAGCUUGAAAUUACGGUAUUCGUAGACGAAGGACGAUGUCUUUCUUAGUACAGAGAUGAACCUUGAUAACGGAAGGACUUCCCAAGACGACUAUAUGAGGAUGUGUGUUGUUGAAGAACAAGCUGCGAACUGGCAGGACUUGGUGAUAUCUUCAGACAAUGGAUUGUUUCAUGGAAGAAGGUUAAGGAAUUUGAUUACCCGGAGCUGAGACCAGAUUUCGCCGAGUGUCAUUGAAUGCUUGGAAGUUUGAACCUUGACCGAUUUCUUUAAGAGAAACAUGGAAGCUGUAUCUUGUUCACUAUUUGGAUUCUCUACACAAAUUGGGCUUUUGGCGUUUUCCAAACUGGGUAUCACUUUGCUAGUUGCAGUAAUUUGAUCCUGCAGUUGAAGAAUACAUUUUGAUAGAGAUGAUUACACGGCAAAAAGCAACGCUUUUACAAGCGUUGGUGCAAUCGGGACCGAAGGUGGUGACGGCAAAUGGUGUGAAAGCAAAGAUUGCAGAAGCCGAAAGAGUUGAAACAUUUUCAGAUCGAGAGCUUGUUCAUGGAAUGCAAGUGAUCAACUUGAGCAGUGACAGUGAGCAGUACGAUGAUUGUAGUCAAGGCGAAAGCGAUAGUGACUACAAUCAUGAUAGUGAGGAGGAAGCAUCUGUCAUGGACCUAUCCAGUGAUGAUGAAUUGACAACAGAGAAAGAUGAAGAGAAAGAUGAAGAGAGCGAGGUCGCUCAAGCUAAGACUUCAGAUUCUAUCAACUCACUGGUUGCUCAGGAAGUGCUACAGAUUAUCAAAGACGGAGAUGAGUCGAAAAAGCUCACUCUUGAUAAUUGUCGUUCCUACCUACGACACCACGGCAUGCGGAUCUCAGGGAAUAAACCAGUUCUUAUCGACAGGAUUAAACAGCAUAUGGAACUGAAGCAGGGCCCUCUGGAAAAGUAUCGUCCAGCAACUUUCACCAUCAAUUGUACCGGUGAUGUUUGUAAAGGAGAUGUGGUCAAAUUCAAGCGGAAGGUUUAUAAAGCGGGGAAACCAAGGAAGGGUGCUGAAGCAAUUGGAGAGCAUUUAGUUGUAGGUCGAGUUGUGAAGGAAAGUUAUGGUGAGAAGAAACAACAGCACACCUUCACGGUCGAGGUUCUGUGGAGUGCUGGCUACAAGCCUCUACCACCAAUGCGUCAACUCUUGGUGAAAGGGCGCAACCUCUACAAGCUCAGAACCUACAGGCAGAAAUGGGAAGAUGAAAGUCUUCGGAAGACGAGUCUCGAUGAGAAACAUGAAAGAGGAGCCGCAGCCAGGUCCAUUCGGAGAGAUAAAUUAAAAGCUUCCGGUCGCCCUAAGGCAGCUACUGGAACUCAAAAACAGCUCCCCAACCCCUACGUGGCUAUGGGAGUCAGUGGAAACCCUCAACCACAUUUACUGGGAGGAAGGGGAGAGCCUUCGCAGCAGGGCUCGUUUCCUAAGGUGCCAAUGGUUCAUGAACAGCGUUAUUUUCCACCUCGUAAAGAGACGGUGCCACGACAUACUUACUCCAAUUCAUCGAGAGUAGACUCCCAUCAACCGCACGUCCACGCACCGGUUAUUCUACCCGGUCAGAGGGAUGCCCGACUGAAAAAUAAUAUACCCAGUGGAUUAGACGAGUAUGAACACCACAACAAUCCACCGGCUGGAGUAGCCGGACGAAGAUAUGUUGAACCGAAGAACACUACACCCAGUGAAGUGGGCAGGAGAAUAGACGGCUACCAACAACACAACAAUCCACGGGCUGGAGUAGCGGAUCGAAGAGAUAUCGGACCGAACUACAAUAUACCCAGUGAUGUGGCGAGGAGAGUAGAUGGCUAUCAACACCACAGCAAUCCACCUGCUGGUGUAGCCGGACGAAGUGAUUCUAGACUACAUCACAGCAACCACAGUGGGUUGGGAAGGGGAGUGUACGGCUAUUAUUAUUACGACGGUCCACCGGUCGGUGUAGGUGGACGAAGAGAUGACAACCCAAGUUUAGUGGAAAGGAGAGGAGAUGGCUUUCACCAUUACAACGGUCCACCGGUUGGAGCAGGACGAAGAGAUGCCGGUCUAAUUCAUAGUAACACCAGUGUGGGGAAAAGGAGAUUCGACGGCUAUCAUCAUCAUAAUUGUCCACCUUCUGGAGGAGGUGGACUGAAUCACAAUAACCCCAGCUUAGUGGAACGGAGAGUAGACGGCUUUCAUCAGUACACAACUGCACAUGUUGGAUUGAAAGAAAAUGUACCAAUUGGAUUGCAGUUUCCUCAACCACUCCAACCACCAAAACGUACCCAGGUCAGCUGCCCAACUGCCGGCUGUAAGAACUACGGAUCGAAAGUCUGUACAUACGGGGUAUGUCUCAAAUGUUGCAAGCAGCAGGGACGGAUUUGCAAAAGACCGAAACAUUGACACAUUUGAAAAUCUGGGUGGAAAGGUAACAGGCUGUAAAAACAUGAAGAUGUAAAGAGGAUAAUUCGUUUUUUCAUUAUCUUCUGAAACGGGUUUGAGAGUUGAAACCCGGUCAGCGUAAAUCAACUCUCAACUUCUAAGGAAAGGCCUCAUUCGAAGAGAAGAAGUCAAACCCUUGUCAUGAGGAAGAUAUCAUGAUAGAUAUCACUUUGAAGUUUCAAACAAAACAUGCCACACGUUCUACAUGUGAGGUAGAUCUGUAGGUAUAGAGUAAACGUUUUUUGAUGCACCAAGUGUCUAUUUUACAAAUGUAUUAGUGCAACACCUGACUCAAGC